Molecule: messenger RNA, 4247 nt
Organism: Ruditapes philippinarum (Manila clam)
Lineage: Eukaryota; Metazoa; Mollusca; Bivalvia; Venerida; Veneridae
Exons: 5
Coding region: 8-3733 (1241 amino acids)
Source: RefSeq, a predicted model, not a curated record
GCAAGUAAUGGCUUCUUAUAGCCCUAAACUUUUAGACAAGAAAUACAAUAACUGGGUUAAAGCGCAGUUAGCAGUGCUGUUUACUAAAGAAGGUAUUGAACCUUUUGUUUGCCAUGAAAUCAAACAAUUUCAGUUGAAAUGCUUAGAUGAUAUAUGUUACAACAGUGGACUAUUUAGUGGGACUUUGUGUUCAAGAUGCUGCACGGAAAAUGUAAUAAAAUGUCCAACAAAUAGAAUAUGUAAUGUUGGACGUGGAAGAUGCAGUUAUCAUCGAAAUGCUGCGACAAGGUAUACUCCUGCUGGCUGCCCUAACAAGAUAUGUCAUAAUUUCACAACUGAGAUACAGAAUGUACAUAGGUACAAUGGUCCGUCGUACAAAAACACUGAUGCUACACAGUGGUGUAGUAAUUUCUGGGAAGUGGCGAAAUGCUUCAUGCCUCCAGAUGGGUAUAAAGAUAAAGCAUCUGCUGCAGAAACAGACUUCAAUGGUAUAAUCAGCGUUAUUCUCAAUUACAAACACUUCCAAGGGAAACUACAUGAUAACCUCAAUAAUAAGACGAAUAUGUUUGAGGAGGCAAGAGAUAUUGGAAGAAAAGUGCGACAUUCUUCAACACUGGAAGUAGAGGAUACAGAUCUUCAGAAUUACUUCAAACUAUUACAGAAACUACUUUCUGAUCACGUUUUUUUAGCUACAGACACACAUGCGCAGAAUGCUAAAAAGAAACUGAUAGAGUUAGAAAAUGACACUUUAGUCAUUGGUAAAGAUGAUAUAAGAAAAGUACUAGACGAUGUGGCAAAGGCAGUUCAAGACAAGAUGAAGGCUGGAUUAGAUGAGCAUUAUGACAGAAUUAAACUAGAUAUGAUAAAAAGGAAACAGGAAGAUCUUCUAUCUCUUCAGUCAGAAAUCGCCGAGGGAGUGACACAAUUAAAAGAUACAGCUAAUGAUUCUGUUCAAAGACUGCAAGAAGAACGGGACAAAGAAGUUGGGCAAAUUCAUGAACAAGGAGAUAAAGAACGAGCAGAUCUGGCUGGAUUAGGAGAGACGUUACAAAAAGCACUGAAAAUAGCAAGUAAAGACGAAAAAGAAGAACAAUAUAUUGAAUAUAAACAAAAACUGAGGGAUGAACUAAUUACAUGGUACAACACCAAUCAGAGUACAGUUCCUCUUUCACCACUCACAGAUGAUUCCCAUACCCCUUUAGCCGGGUUCUACAUUAUGCCAGAAAUGGACAUACAGACUUAUCUGCCAGGUGGAAGGAAAGAAACAACUAGAGUCAGGUCGUUACAGGAACUGUUUACUCCCAGUAAAACGUUUUCACAGGAAAUAUAUUUAUCAGCGGCCGCUGGAUUUGGGAAAACUUCUUUUUCAAAAUAUUUCGCCAUCACAUGGUGUCAAGCUCAUAAAAAUGAUGAAAACUAUAAGCAUUUUAAAGAAGAAGAGUUAAAGGCAUUAUAUGGCUUUGAGUUGUUAUUUCUGGUGCUAUUGAGGGAUUCAACUAAAGUAUGUGAUGUCGACGACAUGAUUGAACAACAAGUCAUACAAUAUCUUUCGUGCUCAUCUUCAAUGCCUAAAGGUCUUUUAAAGGACAUUUUACAUGAUGAAAAGUGUCUUGUUAUAUUGGAUGGACUAGAUGAAUGGACUCAUCCUGACAACGAUUGUACAAGACUUCCAAAAAGUAUUCCUCAUCGAUAUGCACGUGAAAAGUGUGUAAUCUUAACAACGACCCGCCCAUGGAAGCUUGGAAUGUCAAACUUGAAGACUAAUCAAAUAGACAAAACAGUAGAGCUAGUUAAACUAGAUAAACACAAUAUUAGACAGUUUUACCUGAACGCAAUGAAAACAUUGAAAGGCAACAUUGAAGAAGAAAAACUGAUCAAUGAAGUUUGUAGAUUUGAAGAAGCAAUCAGUGACCAUGACCUUGAUGAUAUGGAAUCCACCCCUCUCCUGUUGCUAUAUCUUAUAUGUUCAUGGAUUGCUAAAAUUCCAAUAGGAAAUUCAGCAGUAGAAUUAUAUACAGGCAUUAUUCAACUCCUUCUAUCUAGAACAGAAAAGUUACAUGGAAAGUUUCAUUCAUCAUGUGAAAAGUCUCUACUUUAUAUUCCUGAUUGUUUCACAAAACAUCAACAUUUCUAUAGCUACUACACGUUUCUGGUGACCAUUGGGAAACUAGCUUUUUAUACAUUGUUCAAUAAGAAAAAGGAGCACACAUUAGUUUUUGAUAAAAAUGUUGCUAAUAAAUAUCUUAACGAAGAAGAUUUGAAAUCGAGCUGUCUAUCAGGAAUACUAUCAGAAAGUAAAGUGAAAACAUUAAUAAAUGAAAGUUUUAAAAUUUCAUUUUCACAUAAAACAGUGCAAGAAUACUUUUCAGCAUUAUUUAUAAGUUUUCAAAAUACAAAUGAGGUUCAGAAAAUCAUAUUUGAAGUGUGCAACUGUUUAAAAAAUACUCUAGACAUGUCAAAAGUGUUUGUCUUUAUUAGUGGCAUGAACCCUAAAUUAAUGUCAACAAUAUCAAGUGAUUUAAUGCCUGUGAUAAACAAUGAUGACAAAACAAGCAAAUACAGAACUAUGACAGAUUAUGAUUACAUUUACAUUAAGCCAUUACAAGACAUACAAGACAUGUACAUUUCUUGUAGCAAAGAAAGAAAGGAAACCAAAGACCUCAAAUUGUGUUUACAAGAUUUCAUCAUUAAUGAAAAUUGUCAACAAAAAAACUACUUCAGACAAUUACAAUAUUUGUGUCAACAAAAUAAAGAAAACAUAAAAUCAAUAAUGAUAGAUAAUAAAGAUAUUUGUAGUCUACAAGAAAUUAUCAAUUUGUUUACACUCUCUGACCUUCCACAUAUAGAGAAAUUAUUCUAUAUAGGUGAAAUUGUAGAAGAGGAAAUAAUGAGCUUGUUAUUGAACCCUUUAAAAUGUUUAAAUGUGAUAUCACGUAAAUGGGAAAAUCAUGACUUUGUAAGAAAAUAUUGCCAGCUGACUGCAGAGAUAAAUGGAGGACUGGUGAAAUUACAACACCUGGAGUGUUUAUCGAUAAGCUGUUUCACUAUGACCCACAUGGUAAUGAAGACAUUGUUAAAUUUCCUCAAUAGUAAAAAAUCAAUGAAAGAAAUAAGAUUGUACAGUUUUCACUGUAGUGAUCAUGGUACUUCAUGUAGGGGAUUCAACCUUGACCUGUCUCAACAUUCACAACUAAGAUGUUUAGGAUUGGACAAUAUACCUGUGUCACAGUUAAACAUGGAUGUAUCGUUGUUAGAGGAAUGUACUGUAGGUAUAUUAUAUAAACCUGGUGUUGUGUCAUCUUAUCUCAGUCAACUACCAGCAGCAAGUAAACUACAAACAUUUAUGUGUAAUGAUCUAGAAUCUUCCAGUGACAUAGAAACACUGUUACAAACAUUAUCAUUGUUAUAUCAUGUGAAAGUUGUUGUGUUGAGGAGAAUCAAUCUAGGUGAAAGAUCAUUAACACUGUCACCUCAAAUGAGCAAUAUUGAAGGUGUUGCCUUGAUGGAUAUAACAAUGUCUUGUUCAGUGUUACAUGAUAUCAUUACUGUUAUAAACAAACUACCACAUGCAGUGACAGUACUUAUGAGAGGUUGUGAUAUAAAACCAGAAACAGAAUUUGAAAACUUUAAAACAUUUAUAAAACAAUCAAACAAUUUUGUGGUCACCAGUGAUGGCACCUUGAUGCCUGAAGAGUACCUGUUUGUGUUUAAAACAACAACAAGUACUGAGUAACCUUAAAUGAACUUGGGAGAAACAAUUUAUAGAUAGAUUUUGAGACAAGUGACAGGUGAAAUAGACAUCAUUUUUUAUUAUGAAUCAAAUAUUUACUGCAGUAUUGUAGAUUGAUAAAUGUGCACACAUAAAUAGACAUCUUGGAUUAUUUUCUGGAAGUGUUAUGGAUGGACUGAUGUUUCUGUAUAUAAAAAAUCUUCCUCUUUAUGAAGUCAUACUUCAUCAGCAGACACAAUAUCUAUAAGUACAAACUUGAGAUAGAAGACUGACACACCAAAAAUAAAAAGAAAGAUAUGUUAUACAUCACUUGUUUAUGUUAACUUUAAGCUUAAAUUAAUAGCAAAGAACACUGUGCAUUUGUUAAUUAGUAUUAUUACGAGUGGAGUGUCAUUUAUUUAUAAUAUGUACAUUCAAUAUUUUUAAAUACCUUGCUAUCUAGGAAUUAUAUGUGAUUUACCUGUGAUAAACACCUACCUCAAGUUUAAUAACUGUUGUCACCAUAUAUUGUAGUUGC